Messenger RNA from Plasmodium knowlesi strain H, 8208 nucleotides. Its product is annotated as conserved Plasmodium protein, unknown function. The record is from RefSeq and is a predicted model, not a curated record. The coding region runs from base 1 to 8208 and encodes 2735 amino acids. Gene Ontology annotation, molecular function: protein binding. Lineage: Eukaryota; Apicomplexa; Aconoidasida; Haemosporida; Plasmodiidae. The transcript has 3 exons.
AUGGAGGAAAACAACGUAUCCGAAGAGGCUGUGCAGAGCGCUACACAAGAAGAACACCCGAAUGAAAAAAAGGAGCAAAAUGAGGAAAACGCACCAAGUGGCGAAAAUGCGCCCAAUGAAGGAGAAAACGAACCAAGUGGUGAGAAGACAUUAACGGCGGAAGACUUCCAAUAUGAUGAAAACAAAAUUGUCUACACAAAAAAUGAAUUCCUGUACGCCUAUGUUGAACUGAUUCUGAAUGAGAAGGGAUUAGGGGAGGACCAUGACAUCCCCCUAUGCAGCAAUCAGUUUAAAUUUCCAGAAUUAUUAAACGAUGUAAGAAAAGGGGAGGAUGAGAAUAACCACUUGGGAGGUGAAGAAGGAGAAAAUGGUCCCAGUAGAAAUAACGCAAUUGGCGAUGAGGAGGAUGGAGGAGGUGCCCACAAUAAAUAUCAUCAUUACAGAAACUUCGCAGAAAGAAUAAGCGCAUCUUCAGCAUUUUAUAACAACGAAAAUGAUAGUAGAAGAAUUAAAAAUGAUUUUUUCACCAGGGAUGCGAAUAACUUCAUGAAUAAAGGUAACCUCCAAGAUUCGACUGACUCUAACAAUCCGAUGAGCAACCAGAACAGGAGGAACAACCACUUGCAAAAAAACAAUAGAUUCAGCAAGUUCUUCGAUGGAGGGAAUACGGACACGCUUAACAUUGGCGGUGGCAACAACGGAAACAACAACAAUAACAGUGGUAACCACCCUUAUGGAGGUUCGAAGAACCAGUUUGAGGGUGGCCCAGGGGAAGGCACCACCCGGAAUAAUUUCACCAGGAGGAUGAAUUUCCAUACCGAUGGAAGCAACCCCGCCUUCGUGAGCCAAAACAGUGCCGGCAAUAACACCCUGGGAAGUAACCCCAUGGGAAUCACCAGUGGAGCGAACAAAACCUUGUGGAGGGAGUUCGAUAAGGGCAUUUCCUCCUGGAGAUCCUCCAAAACAAACAACAAGACAAACGAAAACGUGAAGAAUGAUGCAAAGAUGAGAAAUUCUCCGAAAGCAUUUAGCAAAAGUUUUGCAGAUAAUAUGAAAAUGACAUCCCCUUCCACACAAAAUUCAGAUGACGAAAAUGAAAAUAAUAACGACAUGGCAAGGAACAUAAACAGGACUAACUACCCCAAAGACAAAGGACCAAUGCAUAUGAAGAGGGAAGAUAUGUUUAGCGAUCAAUCCUUUGCAUACAAAAAUUUACAUAUGAAUAAUAGUAUGGGUCAAAUGAGCAACAGUGCUGCGUUUAUCAGCCACUUUAACAACAACACCGCCAAUGGUUCUUCUGCUGCUGGUGCUGCUACUUCUGGUGGUGCUACUGCCGGUGGUGGUUAUGGAUACCAAGUGGGAGUCAACUCCAUGGGACGCCAUGCACAGGAGAACAACGACGGAGUACGUAGCAACGCAGUAGGGGGAGACAACGCCGCCAACAAAAGAUCAGUGGAGAAUAUCCCAGGAUCAUUAAACCAUUCAAAUGCACAAAACAAAAAUUUCAACUUCACCUCCCCCUCUUCUGCAUUUUAUGGCAAUAAAGGAAUUAGCAAUAGUGGUGGGCCCAAGAAAGGUUACAACGAUCUGCACAACAUGACAGGUACUAACGCUCCCGUCAGUGCUGCAGCGUUUAUAGCAUCAAGUGGCGGCAUGGCAGGUAUCAACAAUGUGAACGCAACUGACGAUUGGAAGAUGAAAAAGUAUAAGAAGAUCCCUACGAGUGGAAGCAACCCAGAGCAGCAGCAACAAUCACAGCAGGCGCGCAUGGGGGAAGAGAAGGCCAAGAGAAGAGAUGGCCGAAAUGAAUUUACCAAUAUGUUUAUGAACAAGGGUAAUGACUCCAACAAGCUAAAUAUGCAUAGCAUGGGGUCCAUGCAGGAUAUUAAUUUGUACAGUUAUGGUGGAAACACUGCCAGUGGAGGAGUGCACCACACAAAUGUUACUCACAAUGUAAAGGGAGGCGGAGCAGGUAAUUUCUCCAAUGCGGAGAUGAUUAGUAGUGACAUGAAGGAUGGACGAGGUAAUCACAUCAUUGACGAAAUGAAUAGGACUGGGCCAAAUGGCAUGUCUGAUGCGCUGCAUAACAGCAUGGGGAGAAAGAUGAGGAGAGGUGAAGGGGGAAUGGGAGGCAACUUCUCUGCGGCCCAUGAUAUGAUGAGAGGUUCACCCGGCCACGCCAGCAGCGGAAACAACCAAAGCGGCAUUGGCAGCACCCCAUUUAAUACCAAUCGAGGCGCUAAGGGAAACCAAAAGAGAGAAACGAAAAAUGAGAAAAACGUAAUGGAAGAUGACUGGAGCAACAUAAGGAGGAAACCAAGUUUUGUUGAUAACAAAAAGGCAACGGAUGAUUUCAUGUGGCACAAGAUGAGCGAGCAGUUUGAUAAAAACAACAAGAUGUCCUUCGAUUCGAUUUACCUGAAAACGGAUCAGAGCGCUGUGGCCAGCCUAACUCGAGGUCUAAACUAUGAUCACAGCAAAGUGGGGGGAGCGAACAAUGAAAGGAAUGAGAGUACGGAGGGUACUAACCACACUCUUUCUGGCAACGUUGGAGGUAACCUUAGCAGCAGUGCCUUUCCUCCACUCAAGGCGAAGAAGGCAAACGAUGGCUCCUUACCAGGUUUUACAGCGAACAUUGGAGGGUUAAAGUCGAAUGAGCAGCAGAAGGGCGCCUCCAAUUUGCACCCCUCGGCAGAAGGCAAACCUAGCGAUGGAAACGGAAACAACAAAAUAACAUCGGAAAAAGGAAAAAAGAAGAAGAAGGGAGAUAAAGAUGGUGCAAAGGGUGGUGAAAACAGUCAACAGAACGGACAGCAAAACGGACAAAUGAAAGGCCCCGGGGAAAAUGUUAAAAUGAACCCUAAGGAUACAAGUAAUGAUAAUAUAUAUAAUUCAUUUCAUGAAGGAAAAAAUUCUGCACUUCAUGAAAGCAGCUACUAUAAAUUUGCCCUUAAUGAAAAAAAAUAUGUCCAUAAGAAUAAUGAUCUUAACGUUAACCCUACCGCUAAUGUUGUGAACGUUAAUAAGAGUAAAAAUGUGAACGAAAAAAAGGAACUCAUUUUUAAUAAAUUCCUUGAUGUUGAUAAAAUCAAUUUACAGGAAGAACAUAGGGGAAUGAUGAUGGUUGCCCAGAAAAUAGAUGAACACGACCUGUGCAGAGAGUCCAAUCAACAGCCCUACCGCAUCAUGAGUACUUCUUCCUCUACGCAACAACGAUCGCAACAAGCGCAACAAUCACAGCAUAACUAUGGCGGCCUACACCCAACACACGGUAACAUCAUCGGAAAAACGGACAAGCGGAAUUUCUUCGACACCAAUAGGAAUACCAAAGCCGGCUAUCCAUUCCAGGAAAAAGAGAACAACAACAACAACAGCAGCAGCAGCCUAAACGAACGCUACUUUCUAGCCAAUCGCUACGCCAAGUAUGACCAUUUCAGGAGCAGGAAAAUCCCGGAGGACAGGGAGAGCAUGAUGGGGGGCAUCCCACAGGAGAGCCUCUUGCAGAAAAUUAAGCGGAAAAACAUGAGCACUGUACAAAGCAUGAACAACUUGAGCAACCCGAAUGAUGUACAUUGUGCGAACAAUAUGCGCAAUCUGGACAACGCGGACCACACUAACAAUCUAAAUAACAGCAGUGCCAACGAUGGUAUUCUCUCUCAACAGAGCAACCACAAGGAGCAUGGAGGUGUUCCUCUCCCCAUCAGUCACUUGAAUCAACAGUUUAACCCAAAUCAUUUCCAGAACAAUCGAAACGGAAGUUUAAUUGACCUCGCCAAUAGCCCCAACUGUAUGGAAGAAUCGAUGAGCACCAAUAAUAUAUCGUACCUCCUGUCCGUCCUGAACAACGCAGAGGCAACAGCCGCAGCAACGACAUCGGGAGGUGUGGCCGCGCUGAGAUCCACGCAGGCAGCUACCAAUAGAAACGGAAGCGCCCUUCUUACCAGUACAAUGAAGGAUGGAAGACCCAUCCACCUUAAUCUAAGCCAAGCACAUAUGAACAACCAGAAGUACUACACCACAGCAGAUAUUGACAGAAGCAAUGGAGAAGUUCCAGUGGAUAAAGAAGAGUUAACGAUGAUGGAAAAACAAAAUAUCCUUUUAAGAACGAUUAUGAACAAAAUAAAAAUGGAGGAAAAUAUUUACAACAAAUUAAGCGAAAGUGAAAAAGAAGAAUUGCUAAAGGAACUAAUUUUAACCAAUGCUAAGCGUGUGGACCCGUAUGGGUAUGGUCAGGAAGAUACAUCUUCCUCUUCCCCCCUACUUAGCAUGAUUGGCAAAAAUCUGUAUCACCAAGGUACUGAGACUAGUGGUGAUCUUGAAGAGACACACCUGAAUUUGAAGAACACCACCACUAGCAUGGAACUUAUCAAUCACAUGUAUGGAGGAAGUGCUGAUGUGAAGCGUAUGAACAAUAGAUCCAAUGUAGCCACUACAAACAUGGUUUCAUCGCCUUUUGGAAAUAACUACACCAAAGGGGGGGAAGACGAUGGCGAUGAUGGAAAUAAGGACCAGUGUAACUUGAAAAAUAAUAUUAAUAAUAUGAGCGAAAAUGAGGCCUUUUCCUAUGCGCAGGAAGUGGACUAUGCCGGGCGGCAUCUCCUCUAUGAGGACGGAAAAAUGAAGGCUCCAGUAGACCAUGGAGAGAAGGAUGAUCAUUCGAUCAGCCAGGUGAAUACGGUUCCCCCCGUGCAGAGCAAUAAAAAGAGCUCCUUCAUGAAUGUAAGCAGGUGGCUAAAAUACUUCAGUAGGGAUAAGGGGAGCGACGAGGUGGAAGGAACUCAGGUGUCAACGAAAGAGAAGGUCAUGCAGAUAAAUGAAGCGCAUCACAUGCACGACAAGAAUGACGGGAGUAGCAAUAAUAAGGGAAAUCCAUCCGAAGGAGCAGGACUGGUGGCAAUCGGAUAUGGUUAUAACAACCAAGGUAGAAAUGUUCAACAGAAAGUUCACAACAAUAAUAAUGCUGAUUAUAGAGCAGAUUCAUCAAACCAUUUGCAUGAAGAAGCAGAAGUUGUAAAAACCAUACUCGGUGCAAUGAAAGAGGAGAACAAACAUCAACUGUACAAUAGGGUGGACAUUAUAUCCUCCCCCCCCUGUGCCCUUAACGAGAAGGUAAGCACCGGAAUUCACCCAGGACGUAACAUCGUGGAGGAUUUUUCUCACAAGGGAAUGAAUUCCACUGUGGAAGGAACACAAAAAAAUAGUGAUAACCACAACAGUGUGGAUAUAUCUAAUAAUCACUACAUGCACAUUAUCAACAGAAUAAAUAAAAUCAGGGGAGAUGUGUGGCAGUACAAAGACCCCGCAGGAAAUGUACAAGGCCCCUUUUCAUCAGAAUUGAUGUUCUACUGGUGGUCCCUGAAAUACUUUCCACAAAAUUUGCCCAUCCGCUUUAAUGAAAAUAUGCCUUGGGUUAGCUUCAACGAAAUGUUCCCACCAGGAACAUUUCCUUUUGUUUUUCCACUGACGAGUUUUUCAAAAAACAAUUACAACAUGGUGAAGAAGGAUAACGAGCAUUGUUCUUCUGCUCAGCAGAAUAACGACCUUAACAAUAAUAUGGAGGGCUUCAAGAGGAGAUCCCCUUUGGAAGGUAAUCGCCUCAAUAGUGGUGGUGAAGAUAACAGCGAUACGAAGAACUACCUGCAUGCGAAUGUCACUGCUAGCCACUUGAGCAGUAUGAAUGGCCUGAAACAUCUAAACCAUUUGAUAAAGAGCCAGGAUAAUUUAUCAGCAAAGAGUUAUAACAUGGAUGUGACAAAGAACCCAGGGGGAAUGAUACUAACACAGCCAGAUGGAACAACAAGAACAACAUGCAUGUACAAUGAUAAGGAGUAUGCAGAUGUUCGUGAUGGAGGAAAACCCAAAUCGGAAGUGCGCAUACCAGAGAGAGGAGAAAGAGAUCAUACCCCUAGAAGGACAAUAAAUUCCACCAGUAGUGGUACCAGUGCUCGCACCGAUAAGGAAGUUACAGACAUGGAAAAGAAUCUUCCUUCCGAUGACGAUCAUCAUCGGGACGAUAAUAUUAAAACAGCAACGCACUCAUACAAGGCCACGGGAAAUAUGCAAAGUCAGAAUAAUUAUGCAGGAGCCCAUCACUCGGUUGUAGUACCUCCCAUCUCUACAGAAGCGGCAAUAGGGACGCAAAAGUUUUCCGCAAAUUACAAGGAUGGAAGAAAUGUCAUGGAUAAUUUGUCACAUCACACCAGAGGAAAUGUUAGUAGAUUCGCUGAAAGUAUUUCCCACCACGACACGAAAUUACCCAUCGGGGAGAAAGGAACAAAUCGUCCACAGAAAGAAGCAGAUCAGGAUGAGGAUCCAUUUUCCAGCACAAUCAGAUGGAUGCCAGAAAAAAUGACAAACUUUCCGAAGAUGUUCGAAUUUGCACUUAACGAAGAGGAACCAAAAGAGGCAGGAGAGAAGUUUUCUCCAGGUGGAAUUUCGCCUCAAUUGAACAAGAAUACUGUGGCACUUCGAAACAAGAAUCAGCACAGAGCUACGGAUGAAGAAGAAGAAGAAGAGGUGUCCACAAAAUUACGCGACUAUAACAACAGUAACCUUAAUGACAAACAAAUGAACAAAUACACGGCUAGUCAUUCACUCAAUGUGAAGAGCGGAAACGAUCAACCCAGUGAUAAGGUCAAUACACAGGCUAAAAGUAACAACGUGGUGAGUGACGAAACUCUUCAAGCCCCCCUAAAUGACGCGAACUAUAAACGAAACGUGGCCCACCAUGAGGGAGGCGGAAAGGCCAAGGCUAAAAUGGUCCCGUCGACCGUGGGAAGUGGAAAACAAGCUAAGGACGACAAAGCCACUACGAGAAAACCGCAGGAGGAAGAGGAAACCAGCGAGGGAUACGCCACUAUGAAGAAGGAAAAGAAGGGGAAAAAGGGAAAGCGAGAAAAGGGAGAGAAGGCAGACAAGACGGAUAAGGCGGAUAAAGCAAAUAAGGUGGAGAAGACAGAAAAGAAUAGAAACAAAACCAACGAAAGUGCCAAAGCAAAGGAAAAGAAUCACCAACAGAUGGAUGAUACAGCUAGUGUGAGCGGAACACACUGGGAGGAGGCAAAGAAAAAGCGAAAGGGUGAUGACUCAAAUAAGACCAAAGCUGAUGAAGGCGAAAAGGAGGUAACGAAAAAAACUAACAACACAAAGAAGAAGAAAAAGGAAUGUUCUGCAGAGGUGGUAGGUAAGAAUGGUGAAGCGACCUUGCCACAGCAGUUGGUACCAGAGGAACAACAACACCGCGAGAAGAAGGCCAAGAAGGAGGGAAAGAAGGCGGAUACCAGUAAGGCCGGAACUUCCAUCGCGCCAAGUACAUCCAUAGCGCCAAACGAAGCCAACGCAGUGAACACAGCCAAUACAGCCAGUUCGGGUAACGCAAAGGGGACCGAAAAAAAAACGGAAAAAAUGAAGUGGAGCAUAACGGGCGAGAGAAAAAUAGACAAGCUGGUGGAUAUCAUGAAGGGAGAACAGAAGAGUGUAAAUAUGAAGAUAAAAAUUGAGAACUCAAAAAAAAAAAUGGCAGGAAUUGCUAACGGAAACAAUGCAAGUGGUGCCAAUGGCACAGUGAAGAAAUCCGGCUGGGAUGUCUCCUUCAACACAAAUGUGAAAAACUCUGACAACGUAAAUUUUCCGCAUUUGUCUACAGGGGGAGGAAACAAACAAAGUAAAGCAAAGACUGGGGCGAAAGGCAGCUUGCCAAGUAAAGUCAACUCCCAAAACAAGGACACUGCAAACGCGACUUCCAGCGGUAGUGGUGGAACUAUGGCUCCGUUCUCCAUGGCAGCUGAGAACAAUAACGCCAAAGGAGGUGUUAGCGCAAAGAACAACACAGAUAUUUCAAAUAAAAAACAGAGUGAGAAGAAAAAAUGGAAAAGCGGAGGCGGCGAUAUGCAAAUGAGCGAGGAGGACAAGAAGUUCCCACCCCUUCUGAAUUCUACGUCUGUCAAGGUCGAAAGCACCAAGAAGAAAACGAACAGCCCCUCAGACCGGGAAAUUACAGACCUGAAGCAACUGACGAGCCUGUGCAAGCUCCCCCUGGACGACUCCCUCUUGAACUUUCUAAAGAACUUCAAAAAGGCCGACGAAAUUUACGCCUUCUUGCAGCAUAGCGUGGAAGAUAAAAAGAAGCUCACCCAGUUUGCCAAGGAGUUUAUAAAAAUAAACUCUAAGAAUGACGUGAGUGGCCAAACUACCAAGAAGAAGAAGUAA